AAGCGAUGUGUGUCAUUUACUCGAAGUCUCGAGCAAGUUGGAUCAUUCAAAGAUAUCGUCCACAUCAUUUCUAUGCUCAGAACUACACGCUCGUUGCUCUUAAGAGACCGUUUAAUAGCUUUGAUCCGGUCGUUACUUAAAGUCGAGAUCAAUGCAAGGAAGUUCAUUGAUGUGGGGGGGAUCGACUUAUAUGUAGAGCUUCUCACAUUAGUCCAUUUACACUCAGACCAUGCUAUUAUCCCAUUACAAACGAACUUGUUGACAGCUGGUGUUGCCAGUGGUGAAUGGUUUUAUGCUGAGAUGUUUGAAGAGAAGAAAGUGAAGAAAGGCCCUGUAUCUAUCGACCAAUUAAAAGUCCUUGUAAUGAACAAAACUCUCGACGAAGACAUUUUGGUCUGGGCACAAGGAAUGGAAGAUUGGAAACCGUUAAAAGAUGUGACGGUCUUGAAAUGGGCAAUUUUACAAGAAGAUACCGGAGUCCUAACUCCUUUACUCUUCUGUCAAGAGAUCAUAGGGACUCUUGAAGAGUUAGUUACUAUGUAUCCUUCUCGAGAUAUGAAUGGUAUCUUACUCCGACCAAUUCCACGUGCAAAACGACUCUUAAGUUCACCGCGACACUUACCACACGUCGUUCAGUUGUUACUUACGGCGUGUCCACAGAUCAUAGACACGUCAGCUCGACUCCUUAAAAAUUUAUUAGAAGACAACCCACCGGCACAACCAAAAUUCUACUUGACGGGAGCGUUCUUAUUCUCAUUAAUGUAUGCCGGGAGUAACAUUAAAGAGAUCGCAAAGUUACUUGCAGCAACACACAGACAACAGCGAGUGGGGGAUGCAGUCGAGUUAUCUGCACUCAAGAGUAUGUUGCCGGGGUCACUCAUCACCGUGAUCGACAGAUCGCCGGACGAGUUUGCCGCGCGCUUUGUCGGCGAAGUCGCGACGCCCGAAAUCCGCUGGGGAAGUUCGAUGAGGAAUUACUUGAUCGACACUAUAGCUCAGCACUUGGGCGACUUCCCCAGUCGACUUGGGAGUAACCCGCUAGCGGUGUAUUCCUUUGUCCCAAUAGCACCACUUGUAUAUGAAGAGCUUAAAGGCGAGUUGUACUGUGGGAAGAUAUACCUCAAUCAAUUAUGUGACGUCGAGAAGUAUCCCGACUUUGUCAUUUCAGACCCCGUCGGCUUGUUACAAUCGAUCUUAAGGACUUGGGUUGAACUUGCGGAAGAGCCACAGAAGAUGUCUACAAGUGAAGCGUGCAAAGUGCUUGGGAUAGAGAACCCGGACGACAAAUCGAAGCUGCGAAAGGCGUACUUUAAAUUAGCGCAGAAGUACCAUCCUGAUAGGAAUCCGGAAGGGCGAGAGAUGUUUGAGAAGGUGAACGAGGCGUACAAUCAACUUGUCGAAAGUGGACCUGACGAAUCAAGUAACAAAAUUGCUAUUAUAUUGCAGUCGCAGUGCAUAUUAUACUCAAGAUGUAUUGAAGACUUAUCACCAUAUAAAUACGCGGGAUACGGACUCUUAAUACCUUGUUUGAAGGACGCAGACUUGAUGAGUCGCAGUCUCGAGUUGAUCUACUUGACCAUCAGAAGCUCAACACUGAACGUACAAGAACUUGGAAGACUUGGUGGCAUGAAAGGGUUACUUACUAUAUUAGAUGUCCUCUGUACCGAAAUCAAAGACGACAAAGUGAAUGACAUAAGAUACAUUUUAAGAGCGUGUGCGGUCGCAUCUAAGUACGAAGAGACUAUUACGGAGAUCAAGAAAGACACUGGGAUGCUAGGGAACUUGAAAAAGUGUUUGUCGUCUGAAAAUUUGGCGUUAGUAGAAGCUUCAUUAGAGUGUGUGACGUGCUACUCGACUUGUGAUGAGUCUAUACGCAAGGACAUGUAUGCCAAGAACUUCUUGGGGAUCUUAGUCCAUCGAGUGAUGGGGUAUGACCCAACACUUGAGGAUCAAAGUGAACAGACGGACCAACAAAGUAUUCACCAGAUGAAGAAUGCGAUAGCGGGGAUGUCUUUGUUAGCUCUCAAAGCUUUAGUCAAGAUCGAAGAGAACAAUGAAGAGACUCAAGGCGUCUUUGCACUGUUUACACCACAAGUGGGGAUGAAGAUGAGGACUAAACCCGUCACUGAAGUCCUGCGAAUUAUUAACUCGACGACACAAACACCUUAUCUCUUGUGGACAAAUAAGAUGAGAAGCGAAUUAGUCGAUUACGUUGACGCGCAUUUAUCUGGGACCCUCGAGUGGCAACCCAAAGAGUAUGCGUUGUACAAGUUCCCGUCUUUGGAGAAGGAGUUAGUCAUCACGUCGAUCUAUGUGAGGAUAUUUAAUGAGCAAAUUCGAACGUGUGAGAAGUUAGUGGACCCCAUGAUCUUCUUAAGAGGGUUGGUGACACGAAAAGACCUCCAAGGCGAAUGGCUGAAACAGCAGUGUCAAGCUAUUGCAAACGUCUUUGAGCAGUACGACAUCGCAGUCCAGUUCUGUGAGAAUUCCGAGUUGUUAGAAGCCCUCUUUAGUAUGUUAAAAGAAGACCCAGAGGAUCUUGCAGUGCAAGAAGCGUUAUUAAGAAGCGUCAAAAGACUUGUGAGUAACUCGUCCUGUGUCGAGGUCAUCGCAAACUCGAAAGUCUUACCCAAAUUCCUUGUCUUGUUAUACCCAAGUGGACUCCUCACUCAAAUCAUCCCACUCGCUCAAACCGUCUUUUCUAUUAUGAUUGGUCUCCAACAAGGCAUCUUAAGAGGCGGCUUACUUUAUUUAAUGAAUCACUUUGUCAACGGAACGGACUUGGACCAAAGAGUCUUAGUCUCCCAGUUAAUGGGAAAGAUGUCGACGACGCCUUCCGUGGGGCCUAAAGUGACACUUUCCCUUGGUAAAUUCUUCCCAGCUGCUAUUGUGAAUGCGAUUAAAAUGGAUGCGAGAGGCGCAGUAUUACUUUUGGACUCGACAGCGGAGACCGCCGAGUUAAUAUGGAACCCGGAAAUGAAACGAGACGUCGGACAAUUCAUUAAUAAAAUGGCCGUCGCGUUCCAUACGAAAUGUCAGAGCGAUCCGUCUGUUAAAUGGCAAGUCCCAGACUCAUUCUCGUUUGCUUAUAAGGAACUUAAAGACGAAAUUUACAUUGGCGGAGUCUUCAUUCGCAUACUCAACAAGAACCCUAGCUCACCAUUGAAUAACCCUAAUCUGUUCACCGACGGACUCUUCGCAAAGUACUUUGAAGCGCGUCGGGAUGGGAAGGUCGAUGAUAUGAAAAUGCUUGCGACCACAGCGGCAGUGUUUUAUACUAACCAACCGCAGAACUUGGAGUAUGUAGCUGGUGCGGGACAUCUCUCGAAAGUGAUUGAAGCGCUUCAGAUGACGCCGGAUGAGACUCUCUUCAUCAUCUUACAAGUGUUGGUGACGAAUAAAAAGUGUAAAGAAAACUUGUUGGAUAACAACGCCGUUCCUUUGACCGCAAUGUGUCUCACAAAAGUUGUCGAACAUAACAAUUUGGUGGCAGAUGUCUUUAGAUCGUUAACAGCAAGUUACAAUUGCAGAGGAGUCUUAUGCUUUGUCCCACGGCUGUGUAAUGCUGCAGUGCAAAAGAACAUCUUUAGUGUGUUGGACGGAUCUCUCGACGAGAAAAUGGGAACAACAUCACCAGAGAUCAAAGCAAUGGUCGUCGACGCUGUACAAAACGCUUUAACAGACUACGACCACUCUACCGAACUCAACGAAAUCUUGAACCAAAACCCUAUUUGGAAAUUGUAUUCAACACAAAAGCAUGGCCUCUUUUUGUCAGGAGCUUCGUCUAUUGCUGGAUAUAUUGCUGGUCCUACAUCGUCUGGCGCCGUUGGGUUACUUACAGCAGCAGAAGACUCUUCCGUCAAAAGACCCGACGCUCCUCCUGAUUUGCAAUAA
Molecule: messenger RNA, 3894 nt
Organism: Entamoeba invadens IP1
Lineage: Eukaryota; Evosea; Mastigamoebida; Endamoebidae
Product: DnaJ domain containing protein
Exons: 1
Biological process (GO): receptor-mediated endocytosis; regulation of early endosome to late endosome transport; endosome organization
Cellular component (GO): endosome membrane
Source: RefSeq, a predicted model, not a curated record